This is a messenger RNA of Myotis davidii, 1224 nucleotides long. RefSeq names its product olfactory receptor 52B6. Bases 1 to 1224 code for a protein of 407 amino acids. The record is from RefSeq and is a predicted model, not a curated record. NCBI's taxonomy places the organism in Eukaryota, Metazoa, Chordata, Mammalia, Chiroptera, Vespertilionidae. Gene Ontology annotation, cellular component: membrane. The transcript has 3 exons. Gene Ontology annotation, biological process: G protein-coupled receptor signaling pathway. Gene Ontology annotation, molecular function: olfactory receptor activity; G protein-coupled receptor activity.
AUGCCUCAGAGCAAAAUAGACCAGAGUUUUAAAGGUGGGUGUACACCAAUUAGCUUGGUAUAUCAACUGUGGCAGAAAGUCUUGCAGCUGUAUGGAGAACCUAUCUAUGGGCCUGUAACUGUGCACUUUGUGCACAACUCAUGUGUGAUUGUCUAUAGGGAAUAUACCUGUGUGCAAAGCCCACAAUGGUUGGAGGACCUCUAUUUCUCCCCUGUGGCACAGGUGAGGGUUCUACAGAAAAUCAUGGCUCUCUUAUCUACUAACAGCAUAACUGCCACAAACAACUCAGACACUCGCAUCGCAGGCUGCCUCCUCAUUGGCAUCCCUGGGCUGGAGUAUCUACACAUCUGGCUCUCCAUCCCCUUCUGUGCCAUGUAUGUAGCUGCCCUGGUAAGCAACAGCAUUUUAAUUUGUGUUAUUCUCUCCCAGCCAAGCCUGCAUGAGCCCAUGUACAUAUUUUUGUCCAUGUUGGCCAGUGCUGAUGUCUUGCUCUCCACUGCCACGAUGCCCAAAGCUCUGGUCAACUUCUGGUUAGGUUCUAGCCACAUUUCCUUUGAUGGCUGCCUCACCCAGAUGUUCUUCAUCCACUUCCUCUUUGUGGCCGACUCUGCAGUCCUGUUGGCCAUGGCCUUUGACCGCUAUGUUGCCAUCUGCUCCCCUCUGCGGUAUGCCACCAUCCUCACAAGCACGGUCAUUGGGAAGAUCACUGCUGCCACCCUGACCCGCAGCUUCAUCAUCAUGUUUCCAUCCAUCUUUCUCCUCAAGCGCCUGCACUAUUGCCGGAUCAACAUCAUUGCACACACAUUUUGUGAGCACAUGGGCAUUGCCCGUCUGUCCUGUUCUGAUAUCUCCAUCAAUGUCUGGUAUGGGCUGGCAGCUGCUCUGCUCUCCACUGGCCUGGACAUCAUCCUUAUCGCCGUUUCCUACAUCCGCAUCCUUCGAGCUGUCUUUCAACUCCCUUCUCAAGAUGCCCGGUCCAAGGCCCUGAGCACUUGCGGCUCCCAUGUGUGUGUCAUUCUACUCUUCUACAUUCCUGCCCUCUUUUCUGUCUUUGCCUAUAGGUUUGGUGGGAGACUCAUCCCCAGCUAUGUCCACAUCCUUCUGGCCAAUCUCUAUGUGGUCAUCCCACCAAUGCUCAAUCCUAUUAUUUAUGGAGUGAGGACCAGGCCAAUUUUGGAAGGGGCUAAACAGAUGUUUUCAAAUCUUGUCAAGGGAUGUAACUAA